This is a messenger RNA of Schistocerca americana (American grasshopper), 438 nucleotides long. RefSeq names its product ankyrin repeat domain-containing protein 54-like. The transcript is spliced from 2 exons. Lineage: Eukaryota; Metazoa; Arthropoda; Insecta; Orthoptera; Acrididae. The record is from RefSeq and is a predicted model, not a curated record. Gene Ontology annotation, molecular function: protein binding. Gene Ontology annotation, cellular component: cytoplasm; nucleus. Bases 1 to 438 code for a protein of 145 amino acids.
AUGUCAGAAAAUUUCCAUGUUACUGGUCUGAAUCACUUAGCUGUCUGGAGCCUUUCUGAGGCAGAGCGAGGCAGGAGGCUGAGAGAGGCGGCUGAGGUGGGGGCGGUGGAGGAGGUGCGGGCGUUGCUGGCGGCUGGGGCGGACGUGGUGGCGAGGGGCGAGGUGGGCGGGUUGACCGCCCUGCACUGGGCUGCACUGAACGGCCACGCGGCUGUGGUGCGGCUGCUGCUCUCUGCGGCGUCCGACCCCAACGCCAGGACUCAGGGGGGGCGGACGCCGCUGCACUUCGCAGCACUGAAUGGCCACACAGAAGCGGCGGCUGCGUUGCUGCAGGCCGGAGCCGACAGGGGGGCGACAGAUAAAGAUGGGGACACCCCCCUGGACAUCGCCAGGGAGGAAAACCAUCAGCAGCUCGUCCAGAUGCUAACACAGCGUUAA